CUUGUCCGCUGAGCCCCGCGCGCCACUAGCUCGCCGAGAGGGAGGAGGAAGCAGCGAGUUCCGGAGCCCUCCCUAGCCCGGCCCAACCUUUGCUCCAGAGAUCAUGGCUGCCGAGGAUGUGGCGGCCACCGGCGCCGACCCGAGCGAGCUGGAGGGUGGCGGGCUGCUGCACGAGAUUUUCACGUCGCCGCUCAACCUGCUGCUGCUCGGCCUCUGCGUCUUCCUGCUGUACAAGAUCGUGCGCGGGGACCAGCCGGCGGCCAGCAGCGAUAGCGACGACGACGAGCCGCCCCCGCUGCCCCGCCUUAAGCGGCGCGACUUCACCCCUGCCGAACUGCGGCGCUUCGACGGCGUCCAGGACCCGCGCAUACUCAUGGCCAUCAACGGCAAGGUGUUCGACGUGACCAAAGGCCGCAAGUUCUACGGGCCCGAGGGGCCAUACGGGGUCUUUGCUGGAAGAGACGCAUCCCGGGGCCUUGCCACGUUUUGCCUGGAUAAGGAAGCACUGAAGGACGAGUACGAUGACCUUUCUGACCUCACUCCUGCCCAGCAGGAGACCCUGAGUGACUGGGACUCUCAGUUCACUUUCAAGUAUCAUCAUGUGGGCAAACUGCUGAAGGAGGGGGAGGAGCCCACUGUGUACUCUGACGAGGAAGAACCAAAAGAUGAGAAUGCUCGGAAAAAUGAUUAAAGCAUCCCGUGGAAGCAUAUCUAUUUUUGUAUUUUGCAGAAUCAUUUGUAACAUUCCAGUCUGUCUUUAAAACAUGGUGAUUUCAAUAUUUCGAGCAGUUUCGAACUUGCUGUUAAGUUUUUGUAAUUAACAUCACUAGUGACACUGAACCAGUUAACUCUUCCGUCUUCAAGUGCAUGGCGUGUUUGUGUGUCACAAAUCCAGACCGUGAACUGCAGUGCUGCGAUCCAAAUGUUAGGAUUCUCCCCUUCUGUCUGUAGUUAGUGCAGGCUGCCUUUAAAUUCGUUUUUUCCUGAGCGAGACAGGUAAGACUUGGGUAUUUCCCCCAAACAGGUAAAAAAAAAAAUGUUAACUGUGCAAAGUCCUUCUAGCCCCGAGAACAAAGGAUCAAUUUCUAGUCUCGCUGUCCUCAAGAUAGCAAAUCCUUUAUUUCUCAAUUGACUUAACUGCAUGAUUUCUGUUUUAUCUACCUCUAAAGCAAAUCUGCAGUGUUCCAGAGCCUUCUUUGGUAUUGAUGAAAGAGAGCUGCCCAGUUUAAAAAAAAAAGAAAAGAAAUCUCAAAGCUGGGUUCGGUUGGGAAAAGUACAUUCACUGUGUUCGUAGACUGCAUCAUUCUUUUUGUCCUCUGGACACUCAGAUGCCCCCACUAACACAGCAAUAUACAGUAAGACUUAAAACAGGAUCUGAACAUUCAAAAGAAAGCUUUGGAAGAGAUCCGCUGGCAUGCCGGAAAACCGAAAUGUAUGAAGAAAACGUAGAACUCUCUCCCCUAUCCCCAUGUUCACGGUGGGACAACGGUGAUUUCACACAGUUUGCCGAGAGAGGGGGGGUAUGCUGAACAGGAGCAGGCCUCUGCUCUCCGGAGAGCCUUCUCUCUCACACACACACACACACACACACACACACCCCACCCCCCAGGAAGAAGAAAGUACACAUCACUAGCCAAGUGGUUUUUAAAGUAUAUUCCUUAAGGUAACAGUUACUCUUCUGUUGUUACAAAACCAUAGCCACUGCGAGAGUAGUAGGCCAAGCGUCUAGGUCUUUGAUACUGGUCUUUUGGUUAACAAUAAACUUCGCUUAAGUAGACUGUACAGUUGUAUGAAUUUGUAAAAGUAUUAUAUGAACAACUAGUGAGGUUUCAAACUCUUGUAAUUGUAGUUGACUAGUCCUUGUAUUUUCUUGUGAACCGUGUUUCAUGGUUUUACCUCAAAUCAGAAAACAAAAUGAAGUGCUUGGUCGGUUAAUUAAUAAAAAUGGUUUUACCCAGUA
Mirounga angustirostris (Northern elephant seal) is the source of this 1960-nucleotide messenger RNA. It is a transcript of the gene PGRMC1, whose product is annotated as progesterone receptor membrane component 1. The record is from RefSeq and is a predicted model, not a curated record. Lineage: Eukaryota; Metazoa; Chordata; Mammalia; Carnivora; Phocidae. Bases 104 to 691 code for a protein of 195 amino acids. Gene Ontology annotation, cellular component: endomembrane system; membrane; endoplasmic reticulum. The transcript is spliced from 3 exons.